Oppia nitens is the source of this 947-nucleotide messenger RNA. RefSeq lists its product as uncharacterized. NCBI's taxonomy places the organism in Eukaryota, Metazoa, Arthropoda, Arachnida, Sarcoptiformes, Oppiidae. Bases 113 to 946 code for a protein of 277 amino acids. The record is from RefSeq and is a predicted model, not a curated record. The transcript has 3 exons.
GACAGUUGUCCGACCGCAUGACACAUAUAAUAAUAUUGAUUGCUAUCUCACAACCAUAACAUCACUGUCCAAAUUGUAUGACAAUCACUAUUUCAUAUCUACAAACAAUCAAAUGUAUUGGUUAGUUAGCGAGUCGGAUGAGGUGUCUUAUAAAAAUGCUAAACAUUUAAGUGGCAUAACUACUGAAUGGUCCAAAAUCGAUGCAUCCAUUUAUUAUGGAUCGACAGUUAAAUGUAUGCCUGAGUUUACCAAUAAAUUAGUUUUGUUAAAUUUUAACGAAAAAAAUGGCAAAAAUGAAAUACUUUACGGAACUGUUAAACCGUGGAACUGGACUUUGAUGGAGUGGUCACAGUUUGAAGCAUUCAAUGUAACCAAAGAUAUCAUCGAUUGGCAUAAAAGUAUCGAUGCUAUUGCCAUAGCAUAUGAAACAGUUAUCAUAUUUCAAGAUACCAAUUAUGUUACCGUGGAGUGUAGAUUUAAAGAUAAUAAAUGGCAAUAUAUUAUGAAUAAUACGCUAUUGAUAUCAUCGGAGGGACCAUUUAAUGCUGCAUACUUUGAUGACAUAUAUAAACACACACUACCACUGUAUCUGCUAAAAGAUGACAUUUAUUUUAUCUGCUAUUACGAGAUUAACAAUAAUGUCAACAAUUCAAUGUCCAACUGUGAGAAUGUAUCGUUAAAUGAGUAUAGUUUGAAACCCUUAUCUAAAUGCUGGAUACGGAGUGACCCAAACAGUCCACAGUUUACAUCAAUGAUAGCACAUAUGAUAAUCGUUUUGUUGACAUUCUUGGGAAUCGCUAUACUGUCGACACCGCAUCUCAUAAAUAUGAGUAUUGUAUCCAUUGGUGACCAAAAUGCACCAAAAGAUCGCAAUACAAGUGUUCCUAAAGAUAAAUCAAAUGAUAAGAUUGAUGUCGGAAAAGAUGACAAAAUGAAUAAAAAUUAGA